Molecule: messenger RNA, 1117 nt
Organism: Annulohypoxylon maeteangense
Lineage: Eukaryota; Fungi; Ascomycota; Sordariomycetes; Xylariales; Hypoxylaceae
Product: ribonuclease T2
Exons: 2
Coding region: 138-1055 (305 amino acids)
Biological process (GO): RNA catabolic process
Cellular component (GO): extracellular region
Molecular function (GO): ribonuclease T2 activity; RNA binding
Source: RefSeq, a predicted model, not a curated record
ACCACUUGCAUUCCUCUCACUACAAGAACUACAAGAACCAUCUCGGUCAGCGACCAUCACCUAUUAUCCCAUUCAUCAUUCAUAUUUCCUAAUAUUUAUCCUCAUAAUUCAGAGUUAGAUAUAUAAGUAGUUUGAAUAUGCCUUCAGCCGCUUCCCUGCGGUCCGUACUCGCGUAUGCGAGCAACUUUGUCUCGCAAUUCCCUCUAGGCCUCCCUAACCUAUCGAACCCGCUCUCGGCCCUCAACCCCCAGGCACCCGUCGACGUCGACUCUUCCGUCACCCCCUACGAACCCUACGAUCCUCUGACCGGAACGCCGUCCUGUCCCAUCGACAGUCCCGUAAGCUGCAACAACAACACUGCAGCCGAUUCAUGCUGCUUCAUCCACCCCGGUGGGCGGUUACUACUCACGCAGUUCUGGGACGAGAAGGCGCACGUCGGUGGUAACGAAGAAGAUUGGACAUUACAUGGGCUAUGGCCAGAUCUAUGCGAUGGCUCGUAUGACCAGUUCUGCGGCAUGGCACCUCGGUUCGAGAAUAUCAGCACGGUGCUGGAGCACUAUGGCCAGGGCGAGUUGCUAGCGGAUAUGAACCGGUAUUGGAUCGCGAAUUACGGUACAAACAACCACCUCUGGGCGCACGAAUACAACAAACAUGCAACCUGCAUCAACACGCUCGCCCCCUCCUGCUACGGCGACAGCUACACCCCGGGCCUCGAAGUCGUCGACUACUUCGUGCGCGCCUUCAGCCUGUUCAAGCAGCUCGACACGUACUGGGCCCUGCAACACGUCGGCAUCGAGCCCAACUACAAGAAGACCUACGACCUCGCCAAGAUCCAGUCCACGCUCGAGAACUUCAGCGGCGGGAAGGUCAUCCUCAAGUGUACGGGCAGACAUCACAAUGUGCUGCACGAGGCCUGGUACGUGUAUUUCGUCAAGGGCAGCUUGCAGGGCGGCGAUUUUGUGCCGGCGAAGGAUAGCUUUAAGGGCGACCAGGGCAAUUGCGCCAGUCAGGUUAGGUAUUUGCCUAAGCGGGGUAGUAAGAGAGGUGGUCAUUAGACAAUGAGCUUUGGAUUUUGAGCAUUGCGAUUUGUUGAAUGGGGAUUUAGUAUGGCAUGGUU